Molecule: messenger RNA, 1730 nt
Organism: Drosophila willistoni
Lineage: Eukaryota; Metazoa; Arthropoda; Insecta; Diptera; Drosophilidae
Gene: Syx13
Product: syntaxin-12
Exons: 3
Coding region: 172-1044 (290 amino acids)
Biological process (GO): intracellular protein transport; vesicle fusion; vesicle-mediated transport
Cellular component (GO): endomembrane system; membrane; SNARE complex
Molecular function (GO): SNAP receptor activity; SNARE binding
Source: RefSeq, a predicted model, not a curated record
AUUCCAUACUCUGGCAACACUGGUAAAGGCAUUGGAAUUAAGCAAAAGGCAAAAAGACAUUGACAUUGGCAUUACAAAAAGGAAACGAGGAAAUAUUUAGCUGUGCAGUCAAAUCCCCAGAGCCCCGUCGUCAACCCGACCAAGGAGUAGAAGAGCAACACAAGAGCAAAUAUGUCACAGGCAUUGAAUCCAUCAUCAGCUGAAGGAAGUGGAAGUGGAGGUGGAGUGCCGUUACGCCGGGAUUAUGGAGCCACCGCUGAUACGGCUGCUGUAAUGCCUGAUGUUAAUUUCACCACACCGGGCGGCUCGUCUGGCUUCAGUCCCACAGAGUUUAUGUCGCUCAGCGAGGAUAUUGGCCACAAUAUCACAUCCGUGCUCAACAGCUCCAAGCAAUUGGAGAAGCAAUUAAAAUUCAUUGGCACACCCAAAGAAAUGCCAGCAUUGCAUGAGAAAAUCCACGGCAUUAAUACAAAAACAAAUGCUAAAGUAGCCACAACCAGACAGGAUUUGGAACGCCUGCGGGCUGUUGUCCGCCAUGGUGAUCGUCAGCAGAGAUUACAAUGGGAGAAACUGACACAAGAGUUUCAGAAUGUGAUUGAAAAAUACUCAACUAUACAGAAACGCAUCUCAUCGGCGGCUCGACAAAGCUAUCAGCAAAUGUUAGUCGCGGAUCAUGAGGCAGAGGUGAAUGCCAGAGCAGAGCUUCUACAGGAGCAGCGGCAGGAGCAGGCAUCCAUGCAACAGGAGCAUGAUAUGUUAGUGGAACGUGAACGGCAACUGACACUUAUAGCGUCCGAUGUCAUUGAUACGCAUCAAAUAAUGGGCACAUUAAGGAGUUAUGUCCAUCAACAGGGUGAACAAUUGGAUUUAAUUGAGAACAGUAUUGAGCAGGCGGCCAGCAAUGUGGAGGAGGGGCGCUCGGAAUUGGCUAAGGCGGCUAGAAGUCGUCAGAGCUAUCGUCGCAAGAUUCUAAUACUUUUAGUAAUUGCUGUGAUAAUAGGUUUAAUUGUAACUGGCAUUGUUGUUGCCAAAUUCAGCAGUUAAUUGUUUUAUAUAUAUAUAUACACACACAUACAUACAUAUACAUACACAUACACACACACUUACACAUACACAUAUACAUACAUAUAAACGCAAACAAAAAAGCGGAAUAGCAUAUUUAAUAAUUUUUUUGUAAAACAGUUUUUAUAAAAACAAGAGAAAACAGAAAAAAAACAACAACACAACAAAAAAACAAAACAGAAAGAAUAAGUCGAUAUACAUACAUACAUACAUACAUAUAAUAUAUAUAUGAAAUGUUGGAAAGCGAAAUUCUGUUUAUUCACUAAGUGAGUAAAGACAACAACAAGAUCAACAAAUUAUAAAUAACUUUCAAAGUUGUUGCAAAAAAACAAAAACAACAAAAACCACAAUAACAGCAAACAACAACAACAAAUUAUUCAGCGCUUUUAAAUGUUAAUCAGUUUAAUCUUGUUAAAAACAAAUAUUGUGUUUUGCAUUGAAUGUGAAAAUUAUUUGUUUUGUUUUACAUUUUGUAUUUAGUUAACAAAAAACAAAAAAUGAGGGAAACAUAUGAAAAAGAAGAAGCAAAGCAACAUACAACAAAUACAAGCAAAUAGGCAACAACAAAUAUAUAUGUUAACAAUUAUUGGAAAUUGAUUAAAUAAGUGAGCCUGCAAUCUAAAAGAAAAGAAAACAAAAUAAUAAAAUUAAGAUAUAUUUGAACUUAA